AUGCCGUCGCUCUUGCUCCUAUCCCGCCGUAUCCUCUCCCUCACUACCCGCCUUCACCUCUCCUAUUCACCUCACAGUCACUCAGCCCCACCCUGCGAUCUCCUCUUCCUUACCUCCCCGCCGUCGCCUCUCCCUCCUCCCCGCCGUCGCCUCUCCCUCCUCCCCGCCGUCGCCUCUCCCUCCUCCCGGCCGUCGCCUCUCCCUCCUCCCCGCCGUCGCCUCUCCCUCCUCCCCGCCGUCGCCUCUCCCUCCUCCCCGCCGUCGCCUCUCCCUCCUCCCCGCCGUCGCCUCUCCCUCCUCCCCGCCGUCGCCUCUCCCUCCUCCCCGCCGUCGCCUCUCCCUCCUCCCCGCCGUCGCCUCUCCCUCCUCCCCGCCGUCGCCUCUCCCUCCUCCCCGCCGUCGCCUCUCCCUCCUCCCCGCCGUCGCCUCUCCCUCCUCCCCGCCGUCGCCUCUCCCUCCUCCCCGCCGUCGCCUCUCCCUCCUCCCCGCCGUCGCCUCUCCCUCCACCCGCCGUCGUCUCUCCCUCCUCCCCGCCGUCGCCUCUCCCUCCCAUCCGCCGUCGCCGCUCCCUCCCUCCCGCCGUCGCUGCUCCCUCCUCCCCGCCGUCGCCUCUCCCUCCUCCCCGCCGUCGCCUCUCCCUCCUCUGAUUUUCUAUCCCUCCUAACACCCCGCCGUCGCCAGUACAGCCCACCCAGCCGUCGCUCUCCCUCCCAUCCCCCGUAUCUCUCCCGGACUCCCCCCCGUCACCUCACCCUCCCACUCCGCCAUCGCCUCUUCCUCCCACCUCACAAUCACUCCGUCCCACCCCGCCAUCUCCUCUCCCUUACCUCCCCGCCGUCGGCUCUCCCUUACCUCCCCGACGUCGCCUCUCCCUCCUCCCCGUCGUCGCCUCUCCCUCCUCCCCGCCGUCGCCUCUUCCUCCUCCUCGCCGUCGCCUCUUCCUCCUCCCCGCCGUCGCCUCUCCCUCCUCCCCGCCGUCGCCUCUUCCUCCUCCUCGCCGUCGCCUCUUCCUCCUCCCCGCCGUCGCCUCUUCCUCCUCCUCGCCGUCGCCUCUUCCUCCUCCCCGCCGUCGCCUCUUCCUCCUCCUCGCCGUCGCCUCUUCCUCCUCCCCGCCGUCGCCUCUUCCUCCUCCCCGCCUUCGCCUCUUCCUCCUCCCCGCCGUCGCUCUCCCUCCUCCCCGCCGCUCCUCCGGCAACAGGUGCCUGGAGCGCAAUCGCGGGUUGGUGA
Messenger RNA from Closterium sp. Naga37s-1, 1227 nucleotides. The record is from the annotation of a GenBank genome assembly. Lineage: Eukaryota; Viridiplantae; Streptophyta; Zygnematophyceae; Desmidiales; Closteriaceae.